AUGAUGCAAGUCAGGAAGCUAAGAUAUGACGUUAUCAGACUGACCAAGAAGAGACGACGCCACCCACUGAAUGCCGUUUAUGGAACAGGAGGAGAACUGCUCCUCUUAGGAACAUGCGACGACAGUAGAAGAGUUGGUGUCCUUGUCAACACGAGUAUGGCAAAGAACAUCGAUACUCUCGAACAACUUCCGACCCGAAUCGGACAUCCUCGGAUGAGAAGAUGUGGUCCAACGCCAGCUUGGACAGUCUUCGUCGCUUACAUUCAAACAUCAAGCUACGAAGAAGAUCAUACCUUCUACAAGGUCAUAAUUGAUGAUUUCACAAUUGACCCUAGAAGGACGCCUGAAGAACUUCACAUCGGAAGCCACGGCCUUCAAUAA
Necator americanus (New World hookworm) is the source of this 381-nucleotide messenger RNA. RefSeq lists its product as uncharacterized. The record is from RefSeq and is a predicted model, not a curated record. The transcript has a single exon. NCBI's taxonomy places the organism in Eukaryota, Metazoa, Nematoda, Chromadorea, Rhabditida, Ancylostomatidae. Bases 1 to 381 code for a protein of 126 amino acids.